AUGAUACCGAUAAUGAGUUCUGCUCCUCUAUCAACUCCGGCGCCGGUUACUCUGCCCGUCCGUACAAUUCCGGGCAGCUACGGAUUGCCGUUAUUAGGGCCAAUCGCCGAUCGAUUAGACUAUUUCUGGUUCCAAAAGCCCGAAAAUUUCUUCACCAAGAGAAUGGAAAAGCACAAAAGCACGGUUUUCAGAACGAACGUGCCGCCGUGUUUUCCGUUCGUAGGCAGUGUGAAUCCAAAUGUGGUGGCGGUUUUAGAUGUGAAAUCGUUUUCGCAUCUGUUUGAUAUGGAGAUAGUAGAGAAAGCUAAUGUGCUUGUUGGGGAUUUCAUGCCGAGUGUGGUUUAUACUGGAGAUAUGCGUGUUUGUGCUUAUCUCGAUACUUCUGAACCUAAACAUGCCCAGAUUAAGAAUUUUUCACUGGACAUUCUAAAAAGAAGCUCAAAAACAUGGGUGCCUACACUCCUUAAAGAGCUUGAUACAAUUUUUACAACUUUUGAAGCAGAUCUUUCAAAAUCAAAGGAAGCUUCUCUUCUUCCUGCACUCCAAAAAUUCCUCUUUAACUUCUUCUCCCUCACUCUCCUCGGCGCUGAUCCAUCAGUCUCCCCGGAAAUCGCCAAUUCUGGUUACAUCUUUCUUGAUUCAUGGCUAGCUAUUCAAUUAGCACCUACUGUCAGCAUUGGUGUUCUUCAACCCCUUGAAGAAAUUUUAGUCCAUUCUUUUGCAUACCCUUUUUUUCUUGUCAAGGGUAAUUAUGAAAAACUCGUUCAAUUCGUCAAAAAUGAAGCUAAGGAAGUGUUAAACAGGGCACAAACAGAGUUUCAGCUCACAGAACAAGAAGCCAUUCAUAACCUUUUGUUCAUUCUUGGGUUCAAUGCUUUUGGUGGUUUCACCAUUUUCUUGCCAACCCUUUUGGGGAAUCUUGGAGAUGAGAAAAACGCGGAGAUGCAAGAGAAACUGAGAAAAGAAGUGAGAGACAAAGUCGGCGUAAAUCCAGAAAACUUGAGUUUUGAAAGUGUUAAAGAAAUGGAACUUGUUCAGUCUUUUGUUUAUGAAACACUUAGGCUUACUCCACCAGUGCCAAGUCAAUAUGCAAGAGCAAGAAAAGACUUUAAGCUGAGCUCACAUGAUUCAGUUUACGAAAUCAAGAAAGGGGAACUACUUUGUGGUUAUCAGCCAUUAGUGAUGAAAGAUCCAAAGGUGUUUGAUGAACCUGAAAAGUUUGUGUUGGAGAGAUUUACAAAGGAAAAAGGGAAAGAAUUGCUGAAUUAUUUGUUUUGGUCUAAUGGUCCACAGACUGGGAGACCUACUGAAUCAAACAAGCAAUGUUCUGCUAAAGAUAUAGUUACUCUAACUGCUUCUUUGAUUGUGGCUUACAUUUUCCAAAAGUAUGAUUCUGUGAGUUUCUCAUCUGGUUCACUCAGAUCUGUGAAAAAAGCCAGUUGA
This is a messenger RNA of Solanum tuberosum (potato), 1443 nucleotides long. RefSeq names its product fatty acid hydroperoxide lyase (gene HPL). Gene Ontology annotation, biological process: sterol metabolic process. Lineage: Eukaryota; Viridiplantae; Streptophyta; Magnoliopsida; Solanales; Solanaceae. Gene Ontology annotation, molecular function: monooxygenase activity; oxidoreductase activity, acting on paired donors, with incorporation or reduction of molecular oxygen; heme binding. The record is from RefSeq and is marked provisional.